UUCUUGACUGAAUCUCCUUCGGUCAGUAACUCUAUCAUCAGUUUUUGCUCUUUGCUGUUUAUUUUUGUUCGGUUCGAAACUUCAGCACUAAUUCCUCUCAUUUGGGUGGUGGUUUCUUUUUGUUGGUUCUGUCAGAGAAGGUCGUUAAUCGGCUAUGGCGACUCAAUCAGGCGCUCCACCAAAUUCAAUGGUCGGGAAUCCGCAGAACCCGGCUGCAGAACUUGCACAACAAACGAAUCAGGAUCAGCAAGAGUCCAGAGUAGAGGCUCCCAAACAAAGUUCUACACCGUCAGUGUUUGUGAACUCCGAGCCAAUGCGAGAGGAACAAGUGCAAAAUGCAGUCAAAUUUCUUUCUCACCCAAAAGUUAGGGGCUCUCCAGUCAUCUAUAGAAGAUCUUUUCUUGAGAAGAAGGGCCUCACAAAGGAGGAGAUUGAUGAAGCCUUUAGGCGUGUGCCUGACCCACCCCAAAGUGCGCAUGCAGGCAGUGAUAGACAAGAUGAGAAGGUAAAAUCAUCAUCAAACAAUCAGCCACAAGCCCCAAUACAAACUCUGCAGCCUGCAGUAGCUGCUUCCACUGGUACCCUGGGUACUUUAAUGCAGUACCGAUUUAAAUGGUCUCAUGCUGUUUUUGCUGUCGGAUUACUGGCUGUUUCAGGUGCUGGAACAGCUGUACUAGUCAAGAAUGCUAUUAUUCCCAGGUUGAAGUCUUGGAUACGUAAGGUUGUAUCGGAUGAAGAAAAUGACCUAGCGCAAAAGCCUGAUCCAAAACCAAGUUUGGAAGAAGAAGCAGCUGCUGCUGCAAAAGCAGCUGCAGCUGCAGCUGCUGAUGUCGCAAAAGCAAGCCAAGAAAUGGCACAAUCAAGAAAUGAAGAGAGGAGAUAUUUUGAAGGAUUUACGAACCUUUUAGAUGUGCAACUACAGGAAAUGAAGUCAAUGACUGAUGCCAUAAGGAAAUUGGAAGGACAAACAAAUGCCCAAGGGAGAGCCUCUUUUGUUGAUCAAGAAGAUAAUCGAAUCUCUAAAUCAAGUUCAAAGCAACCAUAUCUAAAUGGCAAGAUGGACUACGACUCGCGAUCAGUGAGAUCUUCCUCACCUUCCACAACUGUAGAACCAUCAAUUGCGCCUCACCCUAAGUCGUAUAUGGAUAUUGUGGCCAUGAUCCAAAGUGGGGAGACACCUCCAAAUAUCAAAGACAUAAAUGAUUUACUCUCAAAUCAAUAUCAGCAACCAUCAAAUCCUCAUUUAGCACAAACUAAGCCAUGGGAAGUUGGUCAGGCCCAGAACAUCUCAGGCCAAGCAUUUCAGUCCCAAGUGAAUGACGAAGGCUUGAAGUCCAAGGUACAAUACAGUGGAAUAAACUCUCAGUUAAAUGGUGACAAUUCAGUACCUUGGUGGCAGCAGAAAAAUGUCAAGAUUACAAACAUUGAAAAUGACAACAAACUCAAGUCGGGGUCAUAUGGUUUGAGAACCAGUGAGCAACCAGUUCAGCGUUCAUGGGUCCCUCCUCAGCCACCCCCAGUGGCAAUGCUAGAAGCAGCUGAAGCCAUCCGACAGCCAAAACCAUCAGUUCAGAUAGCGCAGUUGGUUGAUGAUCCUUCAGUAGCACAUCCUUCAGAUCAAACUGAUGAGCUGCAGAGGAUCACAAAAAUAUCUGAAUCUGGAGGUCCUGUGGAGAUUAAUGGUGGGAGCUCAGCGCUUAACUCAAGUGAGAUACAAGAAGAUGGCAACGGGUUUGAACAGAGCUAAAGCGGGAUAGAAUAUGUUUAAUCCACUUAAGCUAAGGUACCCAUAUAGAUACCUUUAAGUUUAUUGUAAUGGCCCCUUGCAACGAAUAGUUAAUCCAACUGCUAUUCUAUAUUUGAAGAGAAUUCAGAUACAAGUUAUGACGACUUAUUUUAAUAAGAAAAUAAAGAGGCAAUGGUAUUUCUUUGUGCAUGA
Juglans regia (Persian walnut) is the source of this 1939-nucleotide messenger RNA. Its product is annotated as peroxisomal membrane protein PEX14-like. Gene Ontology annotation, biological process: protein import into peroxisome matrix, docking. The coding region runs from base 155 to 1747 and encodes 530 amino acids. Gene Ontology annotation, cellular component: peroxisomal membrane; peroxisomal importomer complex. Gene Ontology annotation, molecular function: signaling receptor binding. The record is from RefSeq and is a predicted model, not a curated record. NCBI's taxonomy places the organism in Eukaryota, Viridiplantae, Streptophyta, Magnoliopsida, Fagales, Juglandaceae. The transcript has 12 exons.